AUGGACGAUUCGCAGCCAUCUACGUCUGGAAGGAACAGACGUCAGAAAGUUGAUAAGACUGGCAGGCUUUCGGCUUUGGAGAAAUUGAAGGAAACCCGAAGUGGCAAGCGCAAGUAUGAGGUUGAAGAGAUAGAAAAUGUGUAUGACGAGGUAGAUGAGAAAGAAUACAGCACUACUGUUCUAAAGCGUCAACAGGAUGACUGGAUAGUCGAUGAUGGGAAAAGUGGUUAUGUGGAAGAUGGGAGAGAGAUUUUUGACGACGAUUUGGAUGAAGAAAGCAUUCAAGAUGCGAAAAGACAGAAGUAUAAUAUGUCUGGUCCUAGGAAGAAAAGAAAAGAAGAAGAAAAGAAGAAAGGAGAUAUUCAGAGCAUGAUUAGGAAUAUGCCUUCUAAAAAGGGCAUCAAUACAGACUACAAGGAUGAUGAUAUUUUAGGAGAGUUGCUCAGUGAGAUUUCAACAAAUAAGAAGACAACUGAUAAUUCUAAGCCAAGAGAAAUGAAAAACAAAUUUUGCCACACAGUUCAUUCAGAUCUUGCACACAAAAAUCAAUCUUCACCUGUAGACCAAGAGGCAAACGACAAAAGGAUAACUCAGAAGCUAGAAGUGAAUAGUGCAAGUCAGAUAAUUGAGGAUGAUGAUACAGCUUUGAUAUUUGAUGCACCACAAAAGAAAAGUACAAAUAAACCAAUAGGUCCUAAUGACAUUAGACGAUAUCAGAAUACGAACCAGAGAAUUGAUGAAGAUACUAAACUCGAAGAAUCACAAAGAAACGCAAAUAAACAAGCCGAGUCGAAAGACACCAAAACUUGCCAAAAUGCGAGUCAGAUGAUCGAUGAUGAUUUUGCGGAGGAAGAGUUAUUUAGUAAGUCGGAACUGUCGUCUAUAUGUUCAAAAGCAGAGAAGGAAUCAAAUUUGGGUCCGAAUGAGUGUGUUGAGGAUCUGUCUAGUAUAGACUUCGACGAUGGGAUCAUGGACGGAGACUUUUCCUCACCAGUAAGCAUCGUUAAACCUCAGAAGAACGGGAUGAACGUGCAAAAUGCUACGUGCAAGACUUCCGUCAAAGGUAUAAAGGUUGGGAAUGCGGUCGAUUUGACGGAAGUAGCGCCGCAAUUGGUCAAGACGAAGGACGAGGUGGAGGUGUUCAGAUUUUACUAUCUGGACGCGUACGAAAACCCUUACAAGAAUCCCGGAACUGUGUACCUCUUCGGCAAGACCUACGUACCGAGUCACGAUACGUACUGCUCCUGUUGCGUCAUGGUGCACUAUAUACCGAGGAGAAUAUAUCUCUUACCCAGGAAACACUUGAAGACUUCCAAGAGCGGAGAACCCCAAUUAACUACCAUGGAAGACGUGUACAAAGAAUUCGAUGAAUAUGCCAACAAGAUGCACAUAAUGGAAUUUAACUGUAAAGAGUCGAAGAAGCAUUAUUCCUUCGAAAAGGAGGGUACACCGAAGACGUCCGAUUACUUGGAGGUCAGGUAUAACGCGCGUUAUCCAGCGAUCAACGCCGAUUACUCGGGUCCGGCGAUCGAGCGUGUCUUCGGCACGACAGUGAACCCGUUGGAACUGUUGCUUGUAGAAAGAAAAAUCAAGGGGCCUGGAUGGCUGGACGUCAAGAACGUGUCGUCUAACGCAGGGCGUUUCACUUGGUGCCAACAAAUAGUGGUUACUUCAGACAUGGACAACAUAUCGCUAUGUUCUGAAGAGAAAGCCAAGCCGCCGAUGGUGAUAGCGACGUUAAAUGUGAGGAUGUCUUUGAACUCGAAGCUACAGAAUGAAGUAGUGAUGGUCGCGGUAUUAAUUCAUCAUAAGUAUAACGUCGACAAGGAACCACCAAAGCCACCUUACGACCGUCAGUUUUGCCUUGUUACACGGCCACGAGAUAUCCCAUGGCCACGGCAAGUUCAGGAUAUGCUACCUAGAAUCCAGAAUACCGAGAUAAUCAAGUGCGAAAUCGAGAGUGAAUUGCUCGAAGAGUUGUUGACGUUGUUGCAAAAAGCAGACCCGGAUUUGAUAAUAGGCUACGACUGUGCUUUUCAGUUCGACGUGUUGAUGCAAAGAAUGUUCGCCUUGAAAGUGCCCAAUUGGAAUAGAAUGGGAAGAUUAAAGUCAACAACUCCUCCUCUUAUUAGGGGCAAGAUUAUUCUUAACCAAGCGUUCGUCGGCCGUCCGAUUUGCGACAUUCAAGUCUCGGCGAAAGAAUUGAACUUGAAAGUGAGAAGUUACGAUCUAGUGUCGCUCUGCAGUGCGGUGCUGAGGACGAAGGAACACGAGUGCAAGGAGAUCACGCCAGCGGAGACCCCGUCGUACUACAAUACCCCGGAUAAAAUAACAAGUCUGAUACACACGACGUUAAAGGAAGCAAAAUACAUUAUAACUAUAGUAAUGGAUCUUAAUGUUAUACCGUUAGCGCUUCAAAUCACCUGUUUAGCCGGUAAUAUCUUGUCGAGAACCCUAUUGGGCGGAAGAGCCGAGAGAAACGAAUACCUUCUCUUGCAUGCUUUUCAUCUGAAGGAUUACAUAACACCGGACAAGAAGACUGAAAAGAGACGAGAUGACAAUCCUCGUAAGAAGGCCGCGGCGUAUACGGGAGGUUUGGUGCUCGAUCCGAAGAAAGGUUUCUACGACAAACUGGUGCUGCUGAUGGACUUCAAUUCGCUGUAUCCAAGCAUCAUACAAGAAUACAACUUGUGCUUCACCACUGUACCCGGUGCGGCUUACGCUGACGUCGAGGACUUGAGUAUUCCCGACUCAACGUUGGAGACCGGUGUGGUCCCGACUGAAAUUCACAAGCUGGUCAAGAGCAGGCAGCAGAUCAAGCAACUUAUGAAAACGCCGAAUCUCACGCCGGAACAGAAGAUGGAUUACCAUAUCAGGCAGAUGGCCUUGAAGCUCACCGCCAAUUCCAUGUACGGCUGCCUAGGAGCGACGCAUUGCCGGUUUUACGCCAAAGGCCUCGCUGCUUUGAUCACAGCGAAGGGUCGGGAGAUUCUAGAAGACACGAAGCACUUGGUCGAGAAGUUGCAGUACGAGGUCAUUUACGGUGACACCGACUCGUUGAUGAUAAACACCAACAUCUUGGAGUACGACGACGUUUUUUCAAUCGGCAAGAAGAUCAUGCGGGAGGUCAAUAACCGAUACAAGAAAGUCGAAUUGGACAUCGACGGAGUGUUCCGGUACCUGUUGCUGUUGCAAAAGAAGAAAUACGCUGCCGUUACGAUGACGAAGUUGCCGAGCGGGCAACUGCAAUUGGUGCAGGAGCACAAGGGUCUGGACAUCGUCAGGAGGGAUUGGUGCCCGUUGGCCUGCGAGACUGGAAAAAAAAUUCUGGAUAUACUCCUCUGCGACCAGUCGAGCGAUACGCGUCUGGAGCAGGUCGUGCAAAUUCUGCAGAACGUCGCGAAGAGUGUGAAGGAGGGAACGGCGCCCAUGUCGUCGUUCGUCAUCACCAAACAACUGUCGAAGAAUCCGGAAGCGUAUCCGGAUAAGAAGCAGUUGUCGCAUGUGAUGGUGGCGCUGAGGCUGAAUAAAGCAGGCGGCCGAAUGUGGAAGGCCGGCGACACGCUGCCCUACAUCAUAUGCGAGGACGGGACCAACGCAAGCGCGACGGAACGAGCGUACCACAUCGACGAAGUGAAGAACAGCGAGAAACUGAAGGUGGAUGUAAAUUACUACUUGCUGAGUCAGAUAUUUCCCGUGGUGCUGCGAAUUUGCGAGCCGAUCGAGGGUAUCGACGACGUCUUCCUGGCUAAUAAUUUAGGUUUACAAUUCGUUUACAAACCCAAAACGAUAGUCUGCGAGGCGACACUGAACCUGCCGCUGUCCAUCAAUGACGAAAGGUUCGACAAUUGCGUGCCUUUAACGUUUAAAUGCAGAAAUGAACGAUGCAACAGUGAAAUAAUAAUCAAAGACACUGUAACCGAGUUUCAUUCCGGUCGGCAAUUGUCGCUCAGCAUGUGCCCAAAUCAGGACUGCAAGUUGCCACCCUGGAGGUAUGCAAAUGCAAUACAAAAUGCAGUUCAACUUGCUAUGAGAAGAGCGAUCAGCAAAUACUACAAUGGCUGGUUAGAAUGCGAGAAUCCGCUGUGUUUAAACAGAACCAGGAGGCUACCAUUGGACUUUGUUAGAAAAUUCCCGAACUGUCCAUUGUGCAAGGAUAUUUCUAUGUCUAGGGUUUAUUCCGGGACGGAGCUUUACAAUCAGUUGUAUUACUACCACAAAAUGUUCGACAUUGGACAGCCGGUCUACAAACAUCUACUGUCGCAGUGCCCACGUGACAUGAUAGCUGUGUACAACACGCUGAAGGAGGCGAUUGACAGACAAUUGAAACGAAACAAAUUCUCGUGUGUAGACAUUACGGGAAUAUUCAGCAGCGUCAAUGUCAAUCCUCGCGCAGGUAUAUUCGGUAACGCUGGUUCGCAAGAGGACUUUUAUGAAUUGGGCGAUCUGUCCGAUGACACGGAUAAGGAAAUUUAAAGAGAAACUGAAAAGUUGUGAAAGAGAGCUCAAUGCACUUCCCAUGGAAUGCCCAUCUUUUAAAUAUACAGGCCAACAAUACCCAGGUUUUCACGUUCCCGACCAGAUUCCUCUAGUAAAAUCAUCUCGUUUUAAUUAUUUAAGUGAUAAAUUU
Molecule: messenger RNA, 4630 nt
Organism: Dinoponera quadriceps
Lineage: Eukaryota; Metazoa; Arthropoda; Insecta; Hymenoptera; Formicidae
Gene: DNApol-alpha180
Product: DNA polymerase alpha catalytic subunit
Exons: 21
Coding region: 1-4476 (1491 amino acids)
Biological process (GO): DNA replication; lagging strand elongation; leading strand elongation
Cellular component (GO): alpha DNA polymerase:primase complex
Molecular function (GO): DNA replication origin binding; purine nucleotide binding; single-stranded DNA binding
Source: RefSeq, a predicted model, not a curated record